GCUAAUCGGCCCGUAGCCAGUGUCGAUCUCGCCACGCAGAAUGCAGCCAAAUCUCUUGAGGACCAAUUGAACGCCUCUCUUGUAGCUAUUCAUGAGCGUCUGGAUGCAAUAGAGGCACGUUGCUUAAAUAAUCAUAGGAAAGAGGCUAUCGCCGCUGCUUUUCAUGAUUUAGAGGAUCUCCGACGUCGGUACCAAGCUGGACAGUAUCUAUGGUCUGGUGAUGGUUUGUUCGAUAGCCAGGCAGUUAUCGGCACCUGUCUUGACCGCCUGUUGCAGAGGGUACAACAGGUAGAGGAGCGGAUGGCAGACAAUGAUGGUUCUGACACCACGCCUCCUCGUCCUUCCUCUCUUAGUCUGGUGAAUUCUCACCGACCCUCCUCGGCUAACGCAAAUCGCAAUGUCAUUACUACUGCAGCUACUGGUAUCAACUUGAGUCCCACAGACUUAUAUCUUGAGCGCUCGUCUUCACCACCCACUUCCGUCUAUCAAAGAGCCACUGAUGCAGCUACUACUGCUGUCUCCACAGAACCUGAAACUGUGAACCUAUAA
This is a messenger RNA of Hydatigera taeniaeformis, 549 nucleotides long. The record is from the annotation of a GenBank genome assembly. Lineage: Eukaryota; Metazoa; Platyhelminthes; Cestoda; Cyclophyllidea; Taeniidae.